Arxiozyma heterogenica is the source of this 4617-nucleotide messenger RNA. RefSeq names its product chromatin-silencing protein SIR4 (gene SIR4). The transcript has a single exon. NCBI's taxonomy places the organism in Eukaryota, Fungi, Ascomycota, Saccharomycetes, Saccharomycetales, Saccharomycetaceae. The coding region runs from base 1 to 4617 and encodes 1538 amino acids. The record is from RefSeq and is a predicted model, not a curated record.
AUGUGUGACCCUCUUUCGAUACCCAACACCAAAACAAAUAUAUUAGAUAAUAAACGAAAUGGAUCCUUUAAGACACCUGAAAAAGUUCUAAACACUAUGAAGUUAUCUAGAUCAUCAACGAAUGGGUCGCCUACCAUUAUUCCAUUAAUGAAGAUGACUGAUCCACAUCUAAGACGAAGUAUGACAUCUUAUAACUAUACCCCGAGUAAAAAUUUUGAAAUAAAUAAUAAAUUAUCUUCGGCCUCCUCGCCUUAUGAAACCAAUCAAAAAAGAUCUUCAUCGUUAUUAUCUGUACAAUCACCGGCAAUAUCACCAUCAUUUUUAUUUUCUCCAUCUAAUAAUAAUUCAUAUGGAAGUAACGAAUCCUCAAAAAGAAGGAAAACUGAUAAUAGUAAUAAUAAUAACAACCAUAGUGAUAGCUAUACAAUUACUAUUUCUGAUCCUGUUUACCCACAACCGAAACUAUCAAAUAAGGAAUUAUUGACAAUGCUUAAAUCAAAUAGUUUUUUGAAAAAACGUUCUAAAGGGUACCAUGAUGCUUCACUUUGUAAAAUAACACCAGCAAAAAAUGAUCGAAAUACCCAAAUAGAGGAAAAGAUAAUGCCACCAGGUACUAAUACAAUCACUACUGCUACUACAACCAUUAUUAAUAAUAAUAAUUCUCAGAAACAUAAUAGUGAAAAGAAUCAAACUGACGACAACAAAAAUACAGUUACUGAAAAUAAAAUGUCAUCUACCGGAGACAAUAGCAACAGCUAUAUUGAUCGACCAUUGGACAUAAAUUUAAUUCUACCUUUUAAAUAUAAUCAUAGAACAGAAGAUGAAAAUAAUAUACGAACGCCAAAUAAAAAUAUAUCAUCCAAAGAAUUAUCUAUUACAUAUCUGUCUAAGGAAACUCCUACAAGUCCAAAAAAUUUAAAUACUUUACCUAUUCCUAUAAAAAUUCCAAUAUUGAGCAAAAAUGGCAAAGCCACUCCACAUAGAUUAACAAAAACACCAACUGCAUUAUCUCCAAAUUUUUUAUUAUCAAAUUCAAAAAAUAAACUUACAGUAAAAGUCAAUACCCUCAAUAAAAGCGUCACAAAGGAACAAUCUAAAUUAUCAGAGAGAAAUCCACUUAAUGGCACUUUUAAUGGAUCUCAAAAUGAUGAAAUACUUAAUUCCCGUAUAUUCAAAACAACACCGACAAAAACUUAUGAAAAGAAAACAAAUUGUACAAAACAAGAAACAUUUCAAUAUCCUUCUAAUAAUGCCAAUGUAUUAAAUUCCACACUCAAACAAAGUGAAUCUACAGAAGAUAAAAACAAUAAUACUGAUUUAUUGUCUCAAGUAUAUAUAACUCAUCCACUAGAAAAAGAAUUGGAAGCAACACCUUCAGUUAGAAGCAUAAAAGAUAAUACUAGAGAUGAUAACAAUAUCAGUUUAACUGAAAAACAAAAAGGUAUAGAUAAUAGUACUAUCACUAAUGACAAUUCUAGCAAAUAUACAUUACACACCACAUCACAGAAAAUAAGUACAGUAAAAUUAACACCCCAAAAAGGUGUUAAUAUAUUUGCAGAGACUCAAAAUAUAGCAAAAAAUGCCAAGAUUACUACGCCUCAUAAUAAAAACACUCCUGUAUCUAGUAUUAAUGAUAUCAAUGAUAAAAUCAGUUCUCAACUGGUUAUGGAUGGUCAAAAUACCCCUUUUGGUAAUCAUAUACAUAAUAAAAAUAUAGAUAAAGGGAAAAUAGAUAUGCAAAAUUCACAACUAAAAUCAACUGAGGUAACAAAGAAUGAUAAAAAUCAAUCAUCUAACUUAAAAAAUCAAAAUUUAGGAGAACGUGAUGCAGUAAAUGGUAAGGCAAAUACAAAUAUUUUCCAUCUUGAUAAUAAUUUUUCUCCAUUAUCCAAUAAGAGCCUACCAAGUAUCUCGAAAUCUGGGUCUCACUAUAGCACCAUGCACAAUAAUUUGAACAAAGCUGAAAAUGAAGAAAUCAAAGGAUCAAUGAUAAAAACAGCAUUCUCUGAUGACUUACUAUAUGUUCAUAGUGAUUUCUUUCCGACCGAAGAUAUAUGUUUAUUAUUACAAAAUAAAUCAGAUGGUAUUGAGAAAGAGGAAAUACUAAAAAAUAAAAUGACCUUGAAAAGAAAGUGUGCAUUAAGCGACGGAUUAACGGAUGAUAAAAAAAACAAGAUAAUGAAAGUUACAUCAACUAAUUUUCAAAAAAAAUCUCCUAGACUAAAACGUAUUGCUGAUCUGAAAAGUCAGAAUAAUUUAUCUAAUAGUGGAAAAAACGAAUCUACUACUUUAAGAGAAAACUCUCAAAAUAUUAAUUCUAGUAAAGAUACAUCUGAGAGUAAGUGGAAACAAUUUUCAAACCACCCAUCUGUAACCUCUGUAAUGGCACCACCACCGUCACUGAACGCACUUCCUGAUAUACAUCAUACCUCUAAAAAAGCAUAUAAUACUCUAACAAAUUUGGAUGAUCCUAUUAAUGUUUGUGAUAUGCACAUAUCCUCUAAUAGUGCUAUUAGUUCGACUAGGAGAUUAUUUUAUGGCGAUAGAAGAGGCGUUAAACGACUCACAAGUAACCUUAAAGCGUCAGUAGUAAACAUUACACCUGAAAUGAAAGUGAAAUCUUUUGACGAAUUAAGUAUAACCCCAAUUACAAACUCUAUGAAAAUGGAGGCUAUAUACAUUUCUGAUCCUGAUUCUGAUAACAAAGAUAAGGACAAUCCCAAAGUAGGAGAUAAAACAUCAAUAGAUGAUGGCUCUGAUGUUGAAAUAUUUGAUAACAAACAUAAUUCAACCCAGAUAUCAGAAGAGGCUGUUUUUCCAUCAUUUUUACAUAAUGUAGAUCCACAUAUAGAGAGAAAGAAAUUUGAGUAUGGUUUUACUACCUUAGCAUAUAAUAAAUUAAAAGAUAAAACUAGAAUACCUAAGGACACAAUAACUGACCUCAUCUGCAAUGGGAUUACUAAAUAUACACCAUUGAACAAGAGUGAUAUUGUCAGUGUAUCAAAUGAUAUAUGUUCUUCUAGUAACUUUCAAUUUUCACAUACCAUUUUCUAUCAACAACUGCACAAAAGGGAUCGUAUUCAUUAUACCUCUAUUGAUUCCUAUAUAGACACAUCACGUUUGACAGGAAAAUAUGCAAUAUUACCCGCAAUAAGUGAGACAAAAACUAUUGAAAAUGAACACAAUUUAUCUCCAGAAAAUAAUAAAACAGAUUUUGAUGAAAAUGAAACUUGGGAUAAAAGUUUGAAAGAAGUUAACAUUCAAAGGGAAAAUUCUUGUGUAACUGAAUUAGAUAAAGAUAUAGUGGUUCCCUUAUCCAAUAUUAAGCAAACAAGUAUACAUGAAGAAAAAAUAAUUGCUGAUAGCAAGCCGGAAGAUUACCGUACAAACAUUCAAAACCUAUCUUCAUCAAUUAGUAACCACACAAAAAGCUCUAGGGAUAUAUGGAGAAAAGUUUGGUUAACUAAUCUAGAGGGAUGUAGUGUAUAUUUCAGAAAUGAUAAUUUUUUUGAUAAUAAGACGGAAAAGGUAAAAUAUGUCUUCAUAGAGCUAUUCAAAUGUGUCCCAAAUGUGCUACUCAAUUCAACUGUGGAUCUCAUAAUUCUAGGAAAAAAAGAAAGUUCUUCUGAUUCUGAUCAAAGCACUGUUUUAUUAGAAAAAUAUAGGUUUAUCAUGAAUAAGCUUGCUCCUGGAAAAAAAAUUAGAAUUUGGACUUAUGAAAAAACUAUAAAGUUUAUUCAAGAUAUGGGCAUUAACAUGAAAACUAUUGCAGCAAAUGAUUCAACGGUCCCCUUAGAAUUAAAUGCAACAAAAUCUAAUUAUAAAAAAAUAAAUAACAAUAUUGAUAUAUCUCUUGAAAAUAAUGAUAAAUCAAUUAAGCACACUACCCAAAAUGAGUCUACAAAUAUUACACAGAAACAACAAAAUACCAUGCAGACCAUUGACAACAAGGCAGAAUUCUCUAAAAAUAAUCUUAAUACCUCAGACUUUGUUAGUUUUAACGAAGGUAAUUUAACAGAUACUAUCCAUAAAAGUUUUGAUGCACCUUUUGAUUUAAUUGAAACAAACAUCCAAUACAGUUCGAACCAAAACAUUGAAACAAUUAAUGCAGAGCAAGAGAAAGAAAAACAAAAGUUACUAAAUAAAAAAGAAGAUACUUUAUUUAAUCCAGCAACAAAAGAAGAAAUGCUAUCUAAAUUAUUUAAUGAAUCUGACAAACAAUUAGAAUGGCUACAACCCCAAGACACCGAUCUACUUUCCACAUUAGAAUCUGGACAAAAAGAAUUUGACAAUCUUCAAUCUUCAUUUAUAAAUCAUUCAGUAUUUAAUAUUGUUAACCUUAUGGUAAAUUCGUUAGAUAAAGCUGCCGAUAUUAUUGACAAGAAGUCGCAGGAACUCCAAACUGCUAACAAAACAAUUCAAGCCUUAUGCUCUCAAAUUCUUCAACAACAAUACGAACUGGCUUCGCUUCAUGCUGUUGUUGAAACACAAAAAAAGCACUUGACUGAAGAGGAAAAGAAAAGGAAAGAACUUACAGUGAAAUGGAUGCAAGCUAUUGUCAAAAAUCAGACUCUUGAAUUAUCAAAAGGGAAGGAAAGAGAAAAUUCAAUACGCUAA